GUACUAACCCGCCGUUUAGUGCACUGAGAACGUCGCGUUUGAUGCUGUAGAAUCUGUGGCAAAAGGUUCGCUGUACUUUGCGACCUUUUCUCUAAACCACGAACGGAGCUUUGAGAGACCUUGAGAGCAGAGGCAGAGUUUAAUCGUCCAUGGGGAGUCGCUCGAUUUUCUGUAAUCUCAAAAGAAAUUGCGGCGAUACGCUUGCAAUAGCUAGGUGGCGGCGGCCAAUAAGUUCUGUUGCUUGCUCGAAUUACGCGAUGAAAAGGCCUGGUGCAAGAACUGUUGCUGCUGGUGAUAAUAAAGAAAGUCUAAAGAGGAGGAUUCUGGGACUGAAAUCGCCAAUCGAAAGUGCAACCAGGGUGCUCCGAGAUUGGGUUGAUUCAGGUCGCAAGGUUGACAUUACGGAGCUCCUAUCCAUUACCGAAAUUCUACACAAAUCCAGGCGCUACAAUCAGGCCCUCGAGAUUUUGACAUGGAAAGAAGCUCAAAAAGGUUUACAGAUGUCAGCUGUUGAUAAUGCCAGUAAAGUGAAAUUACUCAUCAAGGUCGGUGAUUUCACAGCAGCCGAAGAACAUUUCAAUCGUUUACCCAACAAUGCUUCCCAGAAAGCGGCUUGUCUCCCUCUUCUUAAUGGUUAUGUAAAAGAAAGGAACAUUGGGAAAGCCGAGGCUUUCAUGAGGAAGCUCUCUGCUUUGGGGCUGACCCUCAGUCCCCAUCCAUACAAUGAAAUGAUGAAACUGUAUGUGGCAACAUCUCAGUAUGAGAAAGUACCUUUGGUUAUCAAGGAAAUGACUCGAAACCAAAUACCCAAAAAUGUUCUAUCAUACAACAUUUGGAUGGAUGCUUGUGCCCAAUCAUCUGGUGUUGCAAAAGCUGAAGCCGUGUAUGCUGAAAUGCUGAGUGAUAAGAGUGUCGAUUUGGGUUGGAGCACGAUGUCUACUUUAGCUAAUAUUUAUUCCAAGGCAGGUCUGGUUGUGAAAGCAGAUAUUGCCCUCAAAACUGCAGAAACAAAGCUGUCUGCAAGUAAUAGGUUUGGUUAUAUCUUCCUUAUGACUCAAUACACAUCUUUGAAAAAAAAGACUGAGGUUCUUCGGCUUUGGCAAACAAGUAAGGCCGUAGGUAAGAGAAUGACUUGUGCCAAUUAUAUGUGCAUAUUAUCAUGUUUGGUUCGGUUGGGUGAUAUUGUAGAAGCGGAGAGGGUGUUUAUGGAGUGGGAGUCCAACUGUAGAAACUAUGAUAUUAGAGUCUCCAAUGUCCUUUUAGGUGCAUACAUGCAGAAUGGAUGGAUGGAUAAAGCUGAAUCACUGCAUCGCCGCACAUUGGAGAAAGGAGGGUGUCCCAAUUACAAGACGUGGGAAAUUCUGAUGGAAGGGCGGGUGAGAAGCCAUAACAUGGUGAAGGCCAUCGAUGCUAUGAAGAGAGGGUUUGUUAUGUUAAAAGAUUGUCACUGGAGGCCACCCCAUUGGAUUCUUGUGGCCAUUGCUGAAUACUUGGAGAAACAUGGGAAUUUGGAAGAUGCAAACAACUUUUUUAGAGAGAUUCAGCGUUUGGGUCUUGCAAGUUCAGAGAUAUAUAAAUCGUGGCUUAGAAAUUAUCUUUUGGCUAAGAGACCAGCUCUCGGCAUCCUUGAAAUGAUGUACAAGGAUGGAAUUGAGAUUGAUAAUGAGAUUUCUACCCUUGUUCAGGGUUUCGACGAGCAAAGUAAAAUCAACUCCAGGGAUUAGUGACAAUGCCUUACAGCUGUUCUUGGGAUCAAACAGAUUAUAUUAUAGGGGAAAGAAGAUUGUCGAUGUUCCCGGUUAAAAGCUCCAUCAACUCAGCCAGCUCGUUGAUAUAGAGAAAUAGUGCACGAGUCAGAGCAGCUGCUCUUGAUGGAUGCCACUAGAACCUUGUCUUCCAACGAAACCAUUAUAGCAGCUUUGAGAUUGCAGGGUAACUACUUCUAAGUUCCAUCUUGCUAAGUUGUAUCCAAAAUGAAUACAUGGUGUUGUAUUGCUACUAAAUUUGGAAUUUAACAGUAACUGAUAAUCGAGUUCUACACAUUCCAAACGAAA
Molecule: messenger RNA, 2054 nt
Organism: Hibiscus syriacus
Lineage: Eukaryota; Viridiplantae; Streptophyta; Magnoliopsida; Malvales; Malvaceae
Product: pentatricopeptide repeat-containing protein At5g27460
Exons: 2
Coding region: 150-1724 (524 amino acids)
Cellular component (GO): mitochondrion
Molecular function (GO): protein binding
Source: RefSeq, a predicted model, not a curated record